Messenger RNA from Lolium rigidum, 1550 nucleotides. Its product is annotated as nuclear pore complex protein NUP98B-like. The record is from RefSeq and is a predicted model, not a curated record. Gene Ontology annotation, biological process: post-transcriptional tethering of RNA polymerase II gene DNA at nuclear periphery; protein import into nucleus; RNA export from nucleus. NCBI's taxonomy places the organism in Eukaryota, Viridiplantae, Streptophyta, Magnoliopsida, Poales, Poaceae. Gene Ontology annotation, molecular function: structural constituent of nuclear pore. The transcript is spliced from 6 exons. Bases 90 to 1550 code for a protein of 486 amino acids. Gene Ontology annotation, cellular component: nuclear pore cytoplasmic filaments; nuclear pore.
UAGGAGUGUCUCAAAAAGGCAGCAGGGUUUCUGCUUAUUCCAAGACUGCUGAUGUUGAGACUCCUUUCUAUUUCCAAUCUAUUUCAGCAAUGCCUGUAUACAACAGCAAGUCUCACGAGGAGCUUCGACAUGAAGAUUAUCAGAGAGGAGACAAAGGGAGUCCCAGCCUGCCGAAAAGCAUGGUUCCUUCGGCUAAUCAUCCAUGGCAGCCCCAGCCCCCAGUGCAGCUUUUGGAAGAUCUAAGUGAUGCUCAUGCGAAGCCAUCUGUGGUACCACAAUCCACAACACAAGGUUUCGGUUGUAACACCAACAACCCAUUUUGGUUGCACUCUGCAGGACCCCAGCCACCAGUGUUCUCAUUUCCUCCUUCAAGCUCCGCUCCUGCAGGCCCACCAUUAUUUUCGGUUCCUUUGUCUAAUCAUCCAUGGCAGCCCCAGCCCCCAGUGCAGCCCUUGAAAUAUCCAAGUGAAGCUCAUGUGAAGCCAUCUGUGGGACCACAAUCCACAACACAAGGUUUCGGUUGUAACACCAACAACCCAUUUUGGUUGCGCUCUGCAGGACCCCAGCCACCAGUGUUCUCAUUUCCUCCUUCAAGCUCCGCUCCUGCAACUUCUAGGGAAAACAUAUUCAGUAACACAGCGUCAUAUAGAGCUCCUGAUACAUCGUUUACCCAAGGAGGAAGUUUACUCAGCUCUUCAGUCUCCCAUUCAGCACCAGCUCCGUCACCAAAUGGUCAAUGCACUUCUAUAAAUAUUGAUCAUUCCAAGAAAGCUGUAGAGUUGCUACUACCAAUUGACAUUACUACUGUCAGGAUUAGAUUUUAUCCAAGGAAUGAUGAUACUGGGAGCCUUGCUUCACAGGUUCAUAAUGUUCAAGCUUCACCAACACCUGUUUCUUUCUCUAUCUAUCCUGGAGAGAACCAAGACCUGACUAUCCGAUCAGUGGAGCAGCCUGCGAGUCAAACUGGGAAAACAUCCAGUUCAACAGGACCUGCCGGGGAACAGAAAGGGAAUAUCAGUGAUGUUCCCCUGACUGACAGAUCUCCAUUUGGUGCCCCUGGCUGCGAAGUGAUCAGUGAGAGUGUGCUACCUCGGCUCUACAAGGCCGACUACUACACCUUGCCAUCAAUCGCGGAGCUUGCUGCACGAGAACGUCAGGAGCCAGGUAGUUGCUCACAUGUGAAGGACUUCACAGUCGGCAGACAUGGCUAUGGCAGCGUGAAGUUUGAUGGAGAAACUGAUGUGAGGAUGCUAGACAUCACAUCCAUCGUGGAGUUCAAGGACCGUGAGAUUAAUGCCUACAUGGAUGAGAGCAAGAGACCUCCUGUUGGGCAGGAGCUCAACAAGCCUGCAGAGAUCACUCUUCUGAAUGUGAAAUGUGUCGAUCAGAAGACUGGGUUGCAGUUAAUGGAAGGGCCAGCAGUCGAUGCAUAUAAGGAGGUUCUGGCGCAAUGGACCAAGAGUCACGAUGCUGAAUUCAUAUCGUUUGAUCCCGUGAAGGGGAGUGGAAGUUUAGUGUUAAGAAACUCUAAUCUGUUUCUGUUCUUGUAA